AGCCGUCGCGCCCCGUCCCGCUGUCGCUGUCGCUGCUGCUGCUGCUGCUCGGCGGCCUCUCGCUGCUGGCGGCCCCAGUGGAUGCAGAUGUCUCCUUGGAAGCUUGCUGUGUAGACGGAAGUCAAAUGGCCACUCAGCACAAGGACUGCUCACUGCCUUACACCUCGGAAUCCAGAGAAUGCAGGAUGGCCCAGGAGCAGUGCUGCCAUAGUCAGUUGGAGGAGUUGCACUGUGCCACCGGUAUCAACCUGGCCAACGAGCAGGAGAACUGUGCCCUGCCACACAGUGGCAACACCAGCCACUUCGAGGCCAUGUUCGUGAAGAGGUGCUGCCACUGCUGCCUGCUGGGGAGGGCAGCCCAGGCCCGGGGCCAGAGCUGCGAGCUCAGCCUCGUGGCCGGUUACCAAUGUGGACUGGCGUUCCGUGCCUGCUGCGUCAAGGGCCGGGAGAGCGCAGAUGUGGCCCCUGGGGACAUCGGGGAUCUCCAUGAAAACGCUAAGAUUUCUGAUGAGGAACAAGAAGACCCCUACCUGAAUGACCGCUGCCGAGGCGGUGGGCCCUGCAAGCAGCAGUGCCGUGACACGGGGGGCGAGGUGGUCUGCUCCUGCUUUGUGGGCUAUCAGCUGCUGUCCGAUGGUGUCUCCUGUGAAGAUAUCAAUGAAUGCAUCACAGGCAGUCACAAUUGCCGGCUGGGAGAAUCCUGUAUCAAUACGGUGGGCUCUUUCCGCUGCCAGCGAGACAGCAGUUGCGGGACUGGCUAUGAGCUCACAGAGGACAAUAACUGCAAAGAUAUUGACGAGUGUGAGAAUGGUAUUCAUAACUGCCCCCCCGAUUUUAUCUGUCAGAAUACUCUGGGAUCCUUCCGUUGCAGACCCAAGCUGCAGUGCAAGAGCGGCUUUAUACAGGAUGCUCUAGGCAGCUGCAUUGAUAUAAAUGAGUGUUUGAGUAUCAGUGCUCCGUGCCCUAUCGGGCAGACAUGCAUCAACACAGAGGGCUCCUACACAUGCCAGAAGAAUGUGCCCAACUGUGGCCGUGGCUAUCAUCUCAACGAGGAGGGAACACGCUGUGUUGAUGUGGAUGAGUGCUCACCCCCCGCAGAGCCCUGUGGGAAGGGGCAUCACUGUAUGAACACCCCUGGCAGUUUCCGCUGUGAGUGCAAGGCUGGUUAUUAUUUCGACGGCAUCAGCAGGACGUGUGUGGACAUCAACGAGUGCCAGCGCUACCCUGGGCGCCUGUGUGGCCACAAGUGUGAGAACACGCCGGGCUCCUACCACUGUAGCUGCUCCGUGGGCUUCCGGCUGUCUGUGGAUGGCCGGUCCUGUGAAGAUGUGAAUGAAUGCCACAGUAGCCCCUGCAGUCAAGAGUGUGCCAAUGUCUAUGGCUCCUACCAGUGCUACUGCCGGCGAGGGUAUCAGCUCAGCGACGUGGACGGGGUCACCUGCGAGGACAUCGACGAGUGUGCCCUGCCCACUGGGGGUCACAUCUGCUCCUACCGCUGUGUCAACGUCCCUGGAAGCUUCCAGUGCAGCUGCCCCUCAUCUGGCUACAGGCUGGCCCCCAAUGGCCGUAAUUGCCAAGACAUUGACGAGUGUGUGACAGGCAUCCACAACUGCUCCAUCAAUGAGACCUGCUUCAACAUCCAAGGUGGCUUCCGCUGCCUGGCCUUCGAGUGCCCUGAGAACUACCGCCGCUCUGCAGAAACCCGCUGCGAGCGCUUGCCUUGCCAUGAGAACCCGGAGUGCCCCAAGCUGCCUCUGAGAAUAACCUACUACCACCUCUCUUUCCCCACCAACAUCCAAGUGCCCGCCGUGGUUUUCCGCAUGGGCCCCUCCAGUACCGUCCCCGGGGACAGCAUGCAGCUGGCCAUCACCAGCGGCAAUGAGGAGGGCUUUUUCACCACACAGAAGGUGAACCACCAUAGUGGGGUCGUGUCCCUCACCAAGCCCAUCCCAGAGCCCAGGGACUUGCUCCUGACCGUCAAGAUGGAUCUUUAUCGCCAUGGCACCGUCAGCUCCUUUGUGGCCAAGCUUUUUAUCUUUGUGUCCGCAGAGCUCUGAGCACUUGCUUUGGUGGCGGGGGUUCCCUCUUGUCGCUUUCCUCACCUGCCCUUGGGAUUCCAAUAAAAUGUCAGCAGCAUCCCGCAUAGC
Molecule: messenger RNA, 2147 nt
Organism: Castor canadensis (American beaver)
Lineage: Eukaryota; Metazoa; Chordata; Mammalia; Rodentia; Castoridae
Gene: Fbln1
Product: fibulin 1
Biological process (GO): extracellular matrix organization
Cellular component (GO): extracellular region
Molecular function (GO): calcium ion binding; peptidase activator activity
Source: RefSeq, a predicted model, not a curated record